AAAAAAAAACAUCAUUUCCUUUGGUCCUAAAACCCUCCUAAAACCCCUAAAUUCUGUCUCCCUCUGCCUCCCGCCUCUCGCAUCUCACGCACGCAAUCCGGAAAGUUGCAGUCAAGUUUGCUCUCGAUUCAAUGCUUUGAGCAUGACGACGAGGCCAUUACAAGUGCUGAAAGCUCACGUGUCGAGCCCCAAGGCGUGGAUCGUGAUCGGCGUCACGCUCGCCGGCGUCGUGAUUCUCGCCGAGGCUCACCGGCGGCGGAGGAGGAGGACAGGAUCGGAGGCCGCGAAGGAAGAUUUCGGCGCUUUCUUGGAGAGAUUCGAGCUCCUUCCGUUCCCUCAGCCGCCUCCGCCCGCGCUUAAACAGCCGCUCGCCGGUCUCACUUUCGCCAUCAAGGACAUAUUUGAGGUGAAGGGAUAUGUGACGGGCUUUGGGAAUCCAGAUUGGGAGAGAACACAUGAGGCUGCUGAGAAGACGGCAGUGGUCAUCAAUGCGCUUCUAAAAAAUGGGGCCAAGUGUGUUGGAAAGACUGUUUUGGAUGAAUUGGCUUUUGGAAUGACUGGAGAGAACAUCCACCAUGGAACUCCUGUCAAUCCCCAAAUGCCUUCUCAUAUUCCAGGAGGAUCUUCCUCUGGUUCAGCCGUUGCUGUUGCAGCUGAACUCAUCGACUUUGCUCUUGGGACUGAUACUGUUGGAUGCGUGAGAAUUCCAGCAUCAUUCUGUGGUAUCAUUGGAUAUAGACCAUCACAUGGUGUUGUAUCUACAAUUGGGGUGUUGCCCAACUCACAAAGCUUAGAUACCGUUGGAUGGUUUGCCCGUGAUCCAUCAAUUUUGCAUCGUGUUGGACAUAUUCUACUACAAUUGAAUACAGUAGAACCUAGAAGGCCAAGGAGACUUGUUUUUGCUGAUGAUCUCUUUGAGCUUUCUAAGGUCCCAAAGCACAAGUCCCUUUAUGUUGUUAGUAAAGCAGCUGAAAAGUUGUCUGGGUAUCAGCCUCCCAAGCAUAUAAAUUUUGGUCAGCAUAUUGCUUCAAAUGUCCCCAGCCUUAAAAUUUUUUGUGAACAGUCAACUAAUCUUCAAAAUGGAAUAUCUACUCUCAAAGCACUUUCUUCUGCCAUGCUUUCGUUACAAAGGUGUGAAUUCAAAACAAACCAUGAAGAGUGGGUCACAUCAGUCAAACCCAGGCUAGGACCUCGGACGGCUAAUUGUGUUCUCACGGCAGUAAAUACUUCACUUGAAAACAUUAAAACUUUAUACAAAGUCAGAAGUGAGAUGCGAGCAGCCCUUCAAAGUCUCUUAAAGGAUGACGGUAUAUUGAUAAUUCCCACAGUGGCAGAUCCUCCCUUGCCAACAAACUUAAAGAAGCACUCCUCUGCUGAAUUUUUCGACAGAGCACUUGCGUUGAUAAGCAUCUCCAGCAUGUCUGGAUGCUGUCAGGUUAGCAUUCCACUGGGGAAACAUGAGGGCUGUCCCAUCUCUGUCUCAUUUAUUUCAUAUCAUGGAGGCGAUAAAUUUCUACUCGAUUCAGUUUUAGAUAUGUAUUCAUCUCUUCAAGAGCAAGCUACGGUUGCUUCUAGUUCAUUGCCAUUUGCAGAUACAAAUGGUAACCUGGAUACAUCUGAACUGUUAAAAGAAAAGGGUAAUGCUGCAUAUAAGGGACGCCAGUGGAAUAAAGCUGUAACUUACUAUAGUGAAGCUAUCAAAUUGAAUGGGGCAAAUGCCACUUACUAUUGCAACCGCGCUGCUGCAUAUUUGCAAUUAGGAUGUUUUCAACAAGCUGAAGAGGAUUGCACCAUGGCAAUCUCAUUGGAUAAAAAGAAUGUUAAGGCAUAUCUAAGACGUGGAACAGCUAGGGAGUCGCUUAUCCGCUAUAAAGAGUCUUUACAAGAUUUCAAGCAUGCUCUUGUUCUGGAACCGCAGAACAAGGACGCUAGUCUUGCUGAAAAACGACUCAGGAAAUUACUGAAUUGAUAUUAAUGUGAAUCUAAGCCUACCAUGAAGAUGCGGCGGUUUUGGAUGAUUGUGAAUGAUGAUGUUUACUGUUGUUGUCCUUUCAAGCUCAAGGAACAGAAUAAAAAGAGGAUGAAGCUUUAUGUGGAGGACAAAAUUUUUGCCACUCGUCUUGAACAUGAAUUUUUAAGGCUGUUGAUUGAAAAUGUGUGGUCAUAAUCAGAUUAAGCAAGUUUUGAUUCAAGACAGAAUCAUCAGAGUCGCUCCCUGCCCUCGACUGCAUUACUUGAAGUGAGUCGUGCUUGUAUCUAUAGCGCUGCUGAUCUUCCGCUUCUUUAAGUUUAUAAAAAGAUAGGGCUAUAUGCCGUGAUCUCAUUUU
Molecule: messenger RNA, 2327 nt
Organism: Eucalyptus grandis
Lineage: Eukaryota; Viridiplantae; Streptophyta; Magnoliopsida; Myrtales; Myrtaceae
Product: outer envelope protein 64, mitochondrial
Exons: 13
Coding region: 143-1969 (608 amino acids)
Molecular function (GO): protein binding
Source: RefSeq, a predicted model, not a curated record